GCCCCCCCAUUUGUUGUCACCAUAGAGAUGGUUGCUGUGUGACGCUCCGGGUCUCCAGGAAGUAGCUUGCUACAUCUGUCAACGCAAGAAAAAAUGGACGAUCAUCUUAAACUCGGAGACAGUGGAGUUGUAAAGAAUGUUGCAAGGUUGGGUCGACGGGGUCAACGGGCUCGACAGGCUGCAGAGCAAACAUCUCUGGAGGAGCCUCGACACGUCAGGAAAUCCUCUUCUUCUACAUCGAUGGGAGAGGGGCCCCCUCCUAAACCAGCCCGCAGGCAGGGCGGCUGGGCUGAAGAGACUUCUGGAUCAGCCAAGUCUGGAAGAAGACCUGCCAUGGUGCAGGACGUGGAAGAUCGACGCCUGCGACCACAAACCCCCCAGGGCUCGGAUGAUGAAGGAGAUAUACCGGUGAUCCCAGACCUUGACGAAGUACAAGAGGAAGACCUUAACAUGCAAGUUGCUGCUCCCCCAAGCAUCCAGGUUAACCGGGUAAUGACAUACAGAGAUCUGGACAAUGACCUCAUGAAGUACUCUGCCUUCCAGACCCUGGACGGUGAGAUUGACUUGAAGCUCCUCACCAAGGUUUUAGCUCCAGAGCAGGAGGUGAGGGAGGAGGACGUGGGUUGGGACUGGGAUCAUCUGUUUACAGAGGUGUCCUCAGAGCUGCUGACGGAAUGGGAUCAAGGAGAGAAGGAGGAGCAGGUCUGUGUUAUGAGGACAAGCCUCCCCAAGAUGGGAUAAAGUGGAUCAGAACGUCUCCUCUGGGACCUGGGUGGGUGCAUGUCAAUGCUCCGUUGAAACAUAGGGACCAUCAAAUAUACGUAGCUUGCCUCAUAUUGUUGUUCAUAUUCCAAAUGUCUAUUUCCAAGUGCAAAAUGUAUUUGUUUUUCCUAAUAAAUUUUAACAAACCA
Salmo salar (Atlantic salmon) is the source of this 911-nucleotide messenger RNA. Its product is annotated as intraflagellar transport protein 43 homolog B-like. Gene Ontology annotation, cellular component: cilium; intraciliary transport particle A. Lineage: Eukaryota; Metazoa; Chordata; Actinopteri; Salmoniformes; Salmonidae. The record is from RefSeq and is a predicted model, not a curated record. Gene Ontology annotation, biological process: intraciliary retrograde transport.